UACUUGUCCAAUGAGUGAUUUGUUGUCACUAGAACUUAUAAGUGUUGAAUCCAGUGAUAAGGCGGAUUGCAAAAGAACGUGCAUUAACGACGCCAAUUGCUAUGCUAUUGUUUCACACUCAAUUAACAAUUGCUUGCUAAUGAAAACGAAGGAGGGUAAUGGGCCAGAGGUCAACAUUGCCAUUCGCCAGUGCAUUAGCGGUGAAGUAAAACAGGAAACUGACGUCAUAACCCCUACAACGGUAAACGAGAAGACCAUUGUUUUAAACUGUACAAAUACCGCCGAAAAUCUGAUAGUGUCAGUUUCUUCUUCCUAUGUGUAUAUGCCAACCAGCUGCUACAACUAUACAACCGUGGAAAAUGUUACUGUCAUAGAAAGCACUACAUUGACGCAAAAUGUCACAAUAACAGAUGAGGUCACACAAAUUGUAGACGUCACACUCACUGUAAAUUUUACUAUGACGGAAAACGUCACCAUAACAGAUUAUGUCACAGUAAAAGAAAACAUCACAAAGACAGAAAACGUCACGGUGACGCAAUAUAUCGAAAGGACGGAAUACGUCAAAGAAGACGCGGUUACAGCAAUCGUGACUUCUUUUUUUCCCUUUACAGUUACUGUACAAGUGCCUAUUACUCCAUUACCCUCUGCAUGUGAUGAACAAACCUCUUACAUAAAUACUUCAAACACUCGUUAUAUAGAGGAGGCGGUGCAGAAUAUUUCUAAAGCUUUAUACGUAGAUAAAAAGACGACUAAUUCUUAUAUACGAACAAAAACAAGUGCACAGGAUAAUCGACCGUCUUCAGUAAGGAUGGGAUACGUAGGUAUCGUGUGUGUGGUUGUGCCGUUUGUUCUUAUUCUGCUGUCGGAUUUGAAAUCAAUUUAUGUUCAUAUGUCGGCUGUAUGCAGGAGUUAUAACGGACCAGCAUCCCCGCCAGCAUGA
This is a messenger RNA of Saccostrea cuccullata (small rock oyster), 940 nucleotides long. RefSeq lists its product as uncharacterized. The record is from RefSeq and is a predicted model, not a curated record. The coding region runs from base 11 to 940 and encodes 309 amino acids. The transcript is spliced from 3 exons. NCBI's taxonomy places the organism in Eukaryota, Metazoa, Mollusca, Bivalvia, Ostreida, Ostreidae.